AUGUCCGUCAGUCAAACUUUGGCUGACGCUCAACAAUCUUCUCUUCUUACACGCUCGAAUUUUCGCAAAAUGAGAGAUAAGUGGGCAAAGAAGCGUAUGCGUCGUCUCCGCCGUAAGCGUCGUGCCAUGCGUGCUCGUUCAAAGGAUCUGGAUGAAGUUGAAUAA
This is a messenger RNA of Wallemia mellicola CBS 633.66, 165 nucleotides long. RefSeq lists its product as hypothetical. Gene Ontology annotation, cellular component: ribosome. Gene Ontology annotation, biological process: translation. The transcript is spliced from 3 exons. Lineage: Eukaryota; Fungi; Basidiomycota; Wallemiomycetes; Wallemiales; Wallemiaceae. Bases 1 to 165 code for a protein of 54 amino acids. The record is from RefSeq and is a predicted model, not a curated record. Gene Ontology annotation, molecular function: structural constituent of ribosome.